This is a messenger RNA of Kockovaella imperatae, 1746 nucleotides long. RefSeq lists its product as hypothetical. The coding region runs from base 433 to 1557 and encodes 374 amino acids. The record is from RefSeq and is a predicted model, not a curated record. Gene Ontology annotation, biological process: magnesium ion homeostasis. The transcript is spliced from 19 exons. Gene Ontology annotation, cellular component: intracellular membrane-bounded organelle. Lineage: Eukaryota; Fungi; Basidiomycota; Tremellomycetes; Tremellales; Cuniculitremaceae.
UUUUCCUUUUUGCCUCAUGGUGCAUUGUCAUAGAAUUGCUGGAACACUGCUUAGCGGGGGGUUUAGAUAAAUAAACGCACCCGCGGGCUAUGGAGAACAAGGAUAUCGAGAGUCUGCUAUCAACCGAUGGAUACUGAGCUAUGAGUCGGGGUUGGAGGCUGCAACACUAGUGACAUGAUCUCUGGCCCUGCCUCACUAUCAUGAUAUACCAGUACCUUGCCAUAUGCUGCACCUGUGAGGGCCUGUUUCAAGCCACGAUCCGCGAAAACAAAAUCGGCCACAGCCGGGCUGAUCGGCGACCACGUGCCUCACACGAAGGGAGAUCUAGUGGUUUCAAGGCUGUCAAUUAUAAUAAAUCGCAAUCUGACCUUUUGAUAGCAUCUUGAGCACGCUAAAUUGUGGUAGAUCCAUAGCUCAAACGAGAGACUCGCAAUGGAUCUACUCACCAAUGGUAUAGUGAAUAUUGCUUCGAAAAAGGCGGAGAAGCACGUGCAUGUAUCGCCUGAGGAUCCAAGGUUCCUGUGGUACAUUCUGGUCAUUGUGGUGCUGGUCUUAUUGGGAGGAGUGUUCAGUGGACUCACUCUCGGGCUCAUGGGCCUGGAUACGGUCAAUCUCCAAGUGCUUCAACAAGCAGGGACGGAUGACGAGAAGUUGCAAGCACCCAAGGUCUUGCGACUACUCAGGACAGGUAGACAUACCAUUCUGGUCGUGCUGCUCCUGGGAAACACUCUCGUCAAUACCUCGUUGCCGAUUUUUAUCGAUUCACUGGUCGGUGGUGGUCUGAUUGCAGUGCUCGGAAGUACAGCCUUGGAGCUGAUCUUCGGAGGAAUCCUGCCUCAAUCAAUAUGCAACCGCUACGGUCUAGCCAUCGGGGCGACCUUCGCUCCAGCCGUCAGGAUCCUCGUGAUACUGAUGUAUCCCAUCGCGAAGCCGAUAGGCAUGCUACUGGACAGAUUUCUAGGUGCAGCUGAAGAAAGCAUCACAUACCGCAAAGCCGAGCUCAAGACAUUCGUCUCUCUCGGUGUCGAGGACAAACUUGGAGAGGACGAAGUCUCCCUACUCGGCAGUGUCCUGGAGUUCUCUGGCAAGACUGUGGAGGAAAUCAUGACGCCGUUCGAAGAUGUGUUUGCCCUUUCUGCUGAGAAGAUAAUGGAUGACGAGAUCAUCUCCGAAAUCCUGCGGAAGGGAUACAGCAGAAUACCAAUCUAUGAGCCAAGCUCGCCUGGCGCGUUUAUCGGCUGCUUGACCCUUCGCGCGCUUGUUGGAUACGAUUCAUCGGACCUCAAACCGGCCUCUGCACUCGUCACACAGCCAUUACCGCAGUGUCCACCGGAUCUGCCGCUCCUGGAAGCAAUGGCAUAUUUCCAAGCGGGUCGCAGUCAUAUCCUGUUAGUAUCCGAGACACCGGGUAAGGAUACCGGCGCCGUGGGAGUUGUGACACUUGAGGAUGUCGUGGAAGAACUCAUCGGACGAGAGAUCAUAGACGAAACGGACCAAUAUAUCGAUAUACAUAGCCGAGUCAAGGUUAUCAGACGUAAAGACAAAGGGGAGCAGUGAGUUAUUGUCGAGCCUCGGCCGAAGAUGCGCCACCACUGAAUUCAUUCGCACCUCGCUCAGAUCCGGGCUCAGACGCAUAUUUGAAGGACGUCUAGCGCGUCGGAGAGUGGUCCUGGAUAGACAAGGCCGAGGAGGGGAGGAGGGCUCGCUGAUAGACCAUCCGUCCAUUGCAUAAGCUAUAUGAUUUGA